Molecule: messenger RNA, 3192 nt
Organism: Trichobilharzia regenti
Lineage: Eukaryota; Metazoa; Platyhelminthes; Trematoda; Strigeidida; Schistosomatidae
Source: the annotation of a GenBank genome assembly
GUUUAACAACGCAACCCAUGAAGGUCACACACACCUACCAGAAGUACAAACCAGAAGCUACUUGUGGGAUUAUCGCUAGCGAUUCCUGCAAAGUCAGUUAUGUGCCGGGCAAAAACCGAAGAAAUGGGGAAUACUGUUUAUGUGGCGCAGGUGAAUUAGCAAUUGUGUGGAAGCCUAGAACUUCAGAAAAAGUUCAUAUCUUUUCCAGGGAAUCAGGAUUCUUCCCUGUAACUUGUCUCAAGGCUUCUGGAACAUCAGAGGUGGAUUAUAGAGUGGCCGUUGGCUAUGCGGACGGAGCUGUUAAUAUUUUUAAUAUGAAAUCUGGUGAUAUUGAAGUUCACUUCCGUGCUGGUCGCACCAGGGUAACAUCUAUGGACCUACAAAAUGACUUGCUUGUCUCUGCUGCGGACUCAGAAAUUAAUCUCUUUGACGUUGUUUCGGGCACUGGUACACGAAUGAAAGGACACCAUGGGAUUAUCACUCGUCUUAAAAUAUUAGUUGAUAGAAAAAUGCUUAUAUCUAGUGCACAAGAUAGUUUUAUCAAAUUUUGGGACUUGAAGACUCAACAUUGUUUCGCUACAUUGACGGGACACCCAGGACCUGUGUGGGAUUUCGCACUUGCUCGUCGUGAUGAGUUACUCGUUAGUGGAACUAAUGACCAUAAUUUGAGGGUGUGGCAUAUAAAUUAUGUGGAACCUGUAACUGCAAAUGAUUUAUGUGAAAAACAGACUGACAAGACUAUUGCAGAUCGUAACGAAACGAUAACUCCAUUAAACGAAACCCAAUUUCAAAUCAGUGCACAAUUUUUGGGUUGUGUCCAGCGUUCUGGUGUACGCCGUGUUCAUUGUUUGGCUUUUGACCCUACUGGAACUUACCUCUUAUGUCAGUCUUUCGAUCGAUGUCUUGAAAUUUUUCGACUUCUAGAUGAAGACGCAAAGGUGAAAAGAUUACGCAAAAAGACUAAAAAAGCCAAAGACAAAGGAUUACCAUCAUCUAAUAUUACUCUGGGUGCUGAGGAUGAACUGCUUCCUAUCCUAAGAAUUUUCCUUUCCGCCAAACCCAGUAGCUGUGAUAUUUUGGCACCUCAACUGGUGACUGAUCACGACUCACAGAAGCAUCUUCUUCGUUUUAUCUGCUCCCUAAAAAAUAAUAUGCUGGAGGAAAUACAACUCUCAAUUCCUUUAUGUCCGUUCAAAUUACAAACUUUACAACUGACAUCCACAUUAACUAAGAAUUGUCCAAAUGCUCGCCUGUUGAAUACUGUUUCAAUCUUUGGACACAGAAGUUCAGUAAUUGCUUGCAGUCUUACCAGUGAUAAUCUCGGCAUCUUUACACUAUCGAAAACCGAAGCAAAGCUGUGGAGUAGACGGUCAACUGCAUGUCUAGCAACAUUAGAAUGGAAAAAUCAGUCGCGUUCCAACUAUGAUACAUCUGAUGAAGUAUCUGCGAACAAAUCACUACCAUCUAAAGCAUCAUCGAUGGUACUUGCCCAGGAGAUCGUCAUGUUGUCAUUGGUUUUGAGGUUUAUUGCGGUAACUGAGUUUACAGUCAUUUCUGACUCUCAUCAUAUUCAUCACUGCUUAGAUGGUAAGCAGAAAAAAACCGGUCACUUACUUUUAUUCGAUCUUACCUCCAAGUCAAUCGUCCAGAGUAUUGAUGAUGCUCAUAAUGGUGCUGUACGAACCUUAGCUAUAACAGGAGAUAAGAAAGGAAUUAUAUCUGGUGGUUCUGAUAAACAAGUACGGUUCUAUGAUUUUCACCUAAAAACUGCUGAUAACGGCAAGCCAACUCUCUGUCUUGUUGAGAGUAAUCCAGUGAAAACUGUUUCCGAUCAGAUCAGUUGUAUGUCCGUCUCACCGAAUAAUCGACUAGUGGUUGUUGCACUGAUGAAUUUUCAUGUGGAUGUGUUUUUUACUGAUUCAUUCAAGCGUAUACACUCACUAUAUGGUCAUUCUGCUCCAGUAGUUAGCUUGGAUAUUUCUGCUGAUAGCCGUUUAAUCAUUACAGGAAGUAGUGAUAAGACUGUUCGUUUGUGGGAAUUGCAGUUCGGUAAUUGUCAACGACGAUUUACCUCACAUUUGGAACCCGUAACUUGUGUUCGGUUUAUUCCGCACACUUCUUUGGCUGUUUCCUGUGAUCAAGGUGGACAAAUUAAACAAUGGGAUAUAAAGAAGUUCCGCGAAAUCACCACCCUCAAAGGUCAUACUGGCUCUGUAACCUGUUUGGCUACGGGAAUUAGAAAUACCGCACUUUUGACACGUAAAGAUACACCGAAACUGCAGCUAUCCCGCAAGUCACGUUCUAAAGGUCGUCAAGAAGAAGAAGAGGAGAUGGAUGAUGAAAUGGAUGAAUUAUGGGGUGGUAUCAUCGUAUCUGUUGGUCAAGACUUCAGCAUACGAAUAUGGGAGGAGGCCGAUGAAUUAUUGAUUUUAGAAGAAGAGGAACAAAUCGCACGAGAGCAAGAAGAAGAAGAAGAGGAGUUGGUCCGAUCUGAAGCAGUUAUUCCAGGAGCAAUGCCUGCAGAAGCUAGUGAGAUAGGUCCAUUAGGUCGACCAACUGGCGACACAAGAGAUGCAGCUGAUAUGUUCAUGGAAGCCAUAGAUAUUUAUGAAGAAGAAAUGGAGAAACGGAAAAGUGGAGCAAAAAACAUUGCACCACAUCCAUUAAUGGUUGCAAAAGGCACUGACUGUCCGGAAAAAUUCCUUCUGAAAAGCCUGAUGGCUUUAAGAGCACCAUAUUCUCGCUUGGGAGGUGGUGGUGCAGGUUUAGAACACACUCUGGGGGCUAUUACAAGUGAUCAUGCUCGUCGACUUCUUCCUAAAUUAGCUGAUUGGCUAUCUCGUGGUUGGGAGGUUGAACUUGUCGGCCGUGCAAUUCGUCACUUGGUGACACUACACUUUGGUCUUGUAAUGUCAUGUACAGAGUUACGCGAUGUAAUCCGUCAGUCCUCCAAAGCUCGAAUGGAUCAGUUAGUUCGUGCUAAGAAUCUUGUUGGCAUGAAUUUAGCAGGUUUAGAAUGCUUGACAAGGAAAUUACAAGAGGCUCAACAGAUUGAUCUGUUUGAUGAACUGAUAACAGCUCGAGACAAAAGAGUUAGAAAGCACAAAGCUAAACAGGCUCGUCUAGCGCCAUUACUUCCAGACUAAUUUGUAUCUGAAUACAUGCAUAUAUGUAAAUAAAAAAAUUGUUUUG